Coregonus clupeaformis (lake whitefish) is the source of this 1943-nucleotide messenger RNA. Its product is annotated as P2X purinoceptor 5. Gene Ontology annotation, biological process: response to ATP; monoatomic cation transmembrane transport. The record is from RefSeq and is a predicted model, not a curated record. NCBI's taxonomy places the organism in Eukaryota, Metazoa, Chordata, Actinopteri, Salmoniformes, Salmonidae. The transcript has 14 exons. Gene Ontology annotation, cellular component: plasma membrane; nuclear inner membrane. Gene Ontology annotation, molecular function: extracellularly ATP-gated monoatomic cation channel activity; purinergic nucleotide receptor activity; ATP binding.
UAAUCUCAUAGACCAGGAUUUACAGUAUCACCGCCGGGGAAUGGCUUCCAAUAGCUGGAAAAGCAACGUUAUUUUGAAUGUUCUUUCCUUCCUUGACUACAAGACAGGAAAAUUCAUCAUUGCAGAAAGCAAGAGAGUCGGCACUUUGUACAGAGUUAUACAAUUAUCCAUCAUUGGAUACCUUGUUGGGUAUGUAUUCCUGAGCAAGAAGUCCUACCAGGCCAAAGAGGAAUCUAUCCAGAGUGCUGUGAUUACCAAACUGAAGGGAGUGGCAGUCACCAACACCUCAGAGUCCGGACGGAUGGUUUGGGGGCCUGUGGACUAUGUCAUUCCACCCCAGGGGGAAGCAGUUUUUUUCAUUGUUACCAAUUUUAUAGAGACACCAAACCAGAAGUUGGGCAACUGUGCUGAGAGCCCAGGUGUGCUGGAUGGCUUCUGUAAGAUAGAUGAAGACUGUGCAGAGGGAGAGUCGGUGAAAGCUGGCCAUGGAGUUAGGACAGGCCGCUGCUUGAGAGACAAUGGGAAAUCCAGUGGUACAUGUGAGAUAUAUAGCUGGUGCCCCGUUGAGAGUUGCCACAAACCACAAGGACCGUUAUUAGCAUAAGCUGAAAACUUCACCAUCUACAUAAAAAAUUUCAUCCGAUUUCCCAAAUUCAGUUUCUCAAAGGCCAACAUUCAGGACACAGAUGACAAAUUCCAUCUGAAGAAAUGUCACUACGAUGAGCUCCUUGAACCCUACUGCCCCAUAUUUCGUCUGGGAGACAUUGUUAACCAAACUGGACACAGCUUUCAGGACAUGGCUUUGAAGGGUGGUUCAAUUGGAAUUCUGAUUGGGUGGAAUUGUGAUCUUGACAGAGAUCACUCAGAAUGUCAGCCACGGUACACCUUUACUCGCAUUGACGUUAAUGGGUCCAGCGAGUCCUCAGGAUUCAACUUCAGACAUGCUCGCCGUUACAAAAGUGAUUCUGGACAAAUCUACCGAACACAAUUCAAAGUGUAUGGCAUACGCAUCAACAUCAUAGUGCAUGGAAUGGCUGGAAAGUUCUGUAUCAUCCCCACUGUUAUCAAUAUAGGCUCAGGACUAGCUUGUAUUGGUGGUGGGGCCUGGUUCUGUGACUGGAUUCUUCUCUACCUGAUGAAAAAGAGGGAGUUCUAUAAGCACUGGAAGUUUGAAAGCGUGAAGAAGAAAGACAGCAACUCCCCUAACAUCACAGAACACCAUAACAGUCCUACAGAGGAUACAAAACAAACCCCAGAAGAGCAGCAGCUCACUGACCUAUCAACUGAGUUUUAACACCAUGGCAGCAGGGUUUUCAACUGAGUUUUAACACCAUGGCAGCAGCUCACUGACCUAUCACCAGAGGUUUAAUCAUGGCAGCCGGUCACUGACCUAUCACCAGUGGUUUAAUCAUGACAGAAGCUCACUUAGCCGUACCUAAAGAAGCCGGCGUAAAAGAAACACCUGAGCGGGAUGCCACACAUUCUGGUCAUGAGGAGAGAGAGAAAAGCUGUCAGAGAGGUUCUCAUCUGCACUGUUCAACCAAUCCACACUCUUUGGAUCUAGGUAGAACCCUUUUGGGUUCCAUGUAGAACAAAAAAGGGUUCUAAAAUGGUUCCCUUUUAGGUUUUAGAUUGCACCUUUUUUUCUAAGAGUGCAGUAAAUGUGGAGGAGGAAUAAAAAUAAAGUGUCGCCUUGUUAAUAUUCCGGAUGAAAAGAAAUUCAGAGAGCAAGCAAGCACGUGCCGUAGCUAGCUGCUAACCAGAUAUUAGCUAGCGUUAUCUAGCGAUAAUGGAAUCUCCGACAAAGUUGACACCAACAAAAUUGAUAUGUGGUCUCUGUCGACUUUGUGGCAAGAACUUAAUCUCAAGGAAAGACAGGCACUAUAGUCUAUAGGCAUCUGCUAUACAGUGGGGGAAAAAAGUAUUUAGUCAGCCACCAAUUG